Molecule: messenger RNA, 2296 nt
Organism: Apis florea (little honeybee)
Lineage: Eukaryota; Metazoa; Arthropoda; Insecta; Hymenoptera; Apidae
Gene: GlcAT-P
Product: Glucuronyltransferase P
Biological process (GO): chondroitin sulfate proteoglycan biosynthetic process; carbohydrate metabolic process
Cellular component (GO): Golgi membrane
Molecular function (GO): galactosylgalactosylxylosylprotein 3-beta-glucuronosyltransferase activity
Source: RefSeq, a predicted model, not a curated record
AAUCGCACAAGGGGAAUGCAACGAGGGAACAGUUCAGUGUUAACCGACGAAGGAGUGUCAUUUCAUCGUCGUUUUGUCAGAUCUUUACGUCAGGUUCAAGUAUAAUGAAGUCAUCUAUGAAAAUGGGGGUGAUAGCCUUAAUAGGUCUGUUCGUGGUGUUUUAUCAAUACCAUUUGUCAACCAGCGUACGAUUCGAUCAAAUCGCAGAUUUCAACACGGAUGGUUCCGCGGAAGACAGCCCUGUUCUAUCCCAGGAAGAGGUAGAGCGCUAUAUCAAAAGCGCUGUGCAUAAAGUUCAAGAGAUGAACGGACUCAGUCCGGACAUAGCCUCGAUGUUAGUGCAGCAGUUGACGAAUCAUUUGCACAAGGAUAUUCUCGAACUGUCCGAGAAUAAUUUGAAGAAUGAUCAAAACGUAUCGUUGAACGAGGAUAGACAAGAAUCGUCGAUGAAUUCGGAUAAAAUACCGGAACCGUUGUAUAUAAUCACACCGACGUAUCGUCGGCCAGAACAAAUACCGGAACUCACCAGAAUGUCGCAUACUUUGAUGUUGGUAAAGAAUGUUCACUGGCUCGUUAUAGAGGACGCGACCGUUGCCACUAAACAAGUCACGAGGUUGUUGGAACGAACAGGAUUGAAGUUCGAGCAUCUGACUGCUCCGAUGCCUGAAAAGUACAAGCAGAAAAAGGGUGCCAAACCACGAGGUGUGUCCAAUCGGAAUCGUGGCUUACAAUGGAUCAGGGCAAAUGCAACUAAUGGCGUCUUCUAUUUCGCCGAUGAUGACAAUACCUAUGAUAUAGCACUCUUCGACGAAAUACGUAAAACGAAACGAGUCUCCAUGUUUCCUGUCGGCUUAUGCACCAAAUUUGGUUUGAGUUCGCCCAUUAUUAAGAAGGAAAAAUUCAUCGGAUUUUACGAUGGAUGGAUCGCCGGUCGGAAAUUCCCAGUUGAUAUGGCAGGUUUUGCUGUAAACGUGAAGUUUCUGCUUCAAAGGCCAAAUGCCUCGAUGCCAUUCAAAGCUGGAUACGAGGAAGAUGGAUUUUUGAAAAGUUUGGCACCGUUUGCCGAAGAAAUUGAAUUCCUGGCCGAUAAUUGCACCAAGGUACUCGCUUGGCAUACGCAGACGAAAAAGAACGAACCAAGUGCGCCCCUCGAUAUGAAACUGUACGGUGAAACGAACCUAGUUAAAUUAAAACAACAAAUAGUAUGAUGUUAGGUCGAUAGCGACUGCAUUUUCGAGUUCGAUCUAAUUUUAACGAUUAAUAAGUACGACAAACAAAGUGAUUCAGUGCCUGAAGUAUUGUAAAAAGUACGAUUGGCGUAGUAAUGAUCUUCUUUUUUUUCUAAUCUUUUUACAAUUUAUUUAAGAUCUCCAUAGGAAAUAUUGUAAUAUAAAUAAUCUUUAUAAUGUUGUUUUUUUUUUUUUGUUUUUUUAAGCUUGUUAUUAAUCUUGAGCAAUUGAAUUUGGAGAAAAAAAAUAUGAAUUUCUUUUGUAGCUUAAAUUUAAAAAAAAAAAAAAUUAAUGUGCAAAAAAAGAAUUGAUCUAAUCUUGUUAUGGAAGUAUGUUUCUGUAUAAUAUAGUGAUAUUUUACAUAUAAUAUAUUUAAUUAAUAUUAAAAUUUUAGUUGUUGCAAUAAUUACUUAAUAAAAUGAAGACCAAUUAGCGCGGGAAAAGUGAUUCAAUUGAAAGUUAUUCGAUGCGAUAAUAUUAUGAUAAGAAAAAUAUUUAUAUUAGAGAAAAAAUUUUUAUUGCUCGGUAUAACUUCUUGCAUUCUUCUUCUUCUUUUUACUUUAUAAGUUGUCUGUUUUUCAUUUAUUCUAGCUUCGCAACUAUGCAUUUAUUUUUUAUCUGAUUAAUGAAUCAACUGCUUCUUUAAAAUCACACAUCGAAUAUUCAUUAAGUUUUUUUAAUGUAAAAAAAAGUAAAUGCAAAUUACCCUUUGUACUUAUUCUUAUAUAAGUAUCGUUUUAAAUUAUAUUUCCAUGAUAUAUUUCUGUCAAACAAGAAACAUGUACGAUAAUUUGUCAUGCGAAAUAGCGAAUAGGAAAUUAUUUUAUUACUCUGUUUUUAUAAUUAGAUCCUUGCAUUUUUAUCGUUUCUUUAAUAUUAUUAUUUCACAUUACUUCCUGUUAUUUUUAAGAAAAUUGAUUGAUAUAUUGAUUGUAUAAUAUAUAACAUUAAGUGAACGAAAAAAAAAGAAAAAAGACGACGAUAAAAGAAAAUAUUACGUGCACUGGUUUUUAAUAGAACGUAAAUAAUAUCAUAAAAUUAAGAUUAUCGCAAUUUGCAAUAAAAAA